GAAUGCUAUCAAAACCCUCUUUCAGUACGGAGGCCACACACAGUUCCUGGUCUGUUCUGUUACCCAGAUUUUCAUAAAGAACACAAAACAAAGUCUGUCACCAUGUCUGAAAAAAAGAUGACCUCAAGCCGCCGGCAUAAUCUCAAGAGUUUGGUGCUGGCAAUAGCAAAGGACCUUCUGAUAGCUGAGGAAAAGCAGGCAGUAGAGGAUAGAAUUCAAUAUAUGGAAGAGAAAUGCCCUGAAGUCUCUCUGCCAGGCUCUGUGCAAGAACUACAGGAUCUGUGCAAACAGCUCCAUCAGAAGAUCGAUACGGUGGAUGAGGAGAGAUAUGACAUGGCUGCCAAAGUAGCUAAGAGUGACAAAGAGAUUGAUGAUCUGAAGAUAAAGGUUCAGGACCUGAAAGGUAAAUUCAAGAAACCUGCUCUGAAGAAAGUGCGCAUGUCUGCUGAUGCCAUGCUGCAGGCACUGCUGGGCUCCAAACACAAGGUGUCCAUGGACCUGAGAGCCAACCUCAAACAAGUCAAGAAGGAGGUCAAGGAGGAGGAUAAGGAGGCUGUGGGUGACUGGCGUAAGAACAUUGAGGAUAAGGCUGGCAUGGGCGGCAGGAAGAAGAUGUUUGAAUCCGAGGCUUAAACCGGCAGCCGUUUCAGUUUUGGAGCUGUUGUUUUCUGAUGGACUUUCUGUUGUUGCUGCUGCACGCUUUGCUGUCAAAAGGUGCUUUUGCAUCCAAACUAAACAUUCACCAAACCAGAAGUAACUAGACUCAUCGUUAACAUUCAGUCAUGUACAACAUGAAGGACUCCUGGACUCACCUUUGCAAAUAAACA
Molecule: messenger RNA, 827 nt
Organism: Xyrauchen texanus (razorback sucker)
Lineage: Eukaryota; Metazoa; Chordata; Actinopteri; Cypriniformes; Catostomidae
Product: troponin I, fast skeletal muscle-like
Exons: 7
Coding region: 103-633 (176 amino acids)
Biological process (GO): muscle contraction
Cellular component (GO): troponin complex
Source: RefSeq, a predicted model, not a curated record